This is a messenger RNA of Enterobius vermicularis (human pinworm), 786 nucleotides long. NCBI's taxonomy places the organism in Eukaryota, Metazoa, Nematoda, Chromadorea, Rhabditida, Oxyuridae. The record is from the annotation of a GenBank genome assembly.
AUGAAACUAGCUCUACCGCCGCAUAUCAUACAGAAUCCCAACCACGACCUUAUCGAGCAACGCGGUCCUAUGCUGCCGGAGAGGUGCAAUACUUCAGAAUAUGGUAGUGGCGACCCUUCACCCACUAAUCUUAUGUAUGAUCCCACCUUAGACGAUUCCGAAUCUGAUUAUUUAGCGAUCGAAAGAGAAAAGCGAAUUUACGAACUUGAAAAGAAGCAUCAUGAAGACCGUGAGAAAAUACGAGAAUACCGUGAGCGUCUUAGUCGAGAACGGGACUUGCGUGAUAAAGAAAUUACGGCAUUGAAGGAGGCUUUAAGAAAGAAGAAAAGAAAAGAUGAAAAAGAUAGACGGGACCUUAUGAACGUGAUAAACAGCUUACAAGCAAAAGUUAGCUUUCUGGAACAGAAUCAGAGAUGUGGCGGAGGGUUGUUUCCACCGCUGUUUGAAAGUGUAGUUGGCGCUGGGGAAUCGUUGUGUACCAUUAGCGCAUCAUCUGUCCCAGUCCCAUCUGGAUUUAAUCAGACUACUUUACAUAAUAACUCGGACGAAAUAGAUGAAACAAAGAACUUUCGCAGGACUGAAGUCUAUGAUUCAGAACUUCCCAGGAGCACAGACUCUUCUAGCUCUGUCACGACGCAAGAAGCUCAAGAUAUUACCUUGCUUCAAGCCGAUGGUGCUAAUGAUCUAACAUUGACUCUAAGUAAUAGUUCUAGUCGAAGGGUACAUAGCGAUACAGAUCUUUGCAGAUUUUCACACCCUUACGGUACAUUAUCUGUGCAGUUAUGA